CCUCCAAACAUACCACUUUCCCAACAUAAAAUAAGCAAUUCAAGCAAUGUAUAUAUUGUUUGAUAUGGGACUGAGUCCUAGCAGCAUUGCCAGCUAGAAAAAGAAAGAAAAACAUUAGUUCUGAGAACUUAAAUCUCCCACUUCUUGUCAUCAAACUUCUCUCUGCAGCUUAUCUCUAUCAUCAUUCAGGCCGUCUGAAUUCAUCUACAACCAAACAAUUCUCAGUACUACCAUUUUUUUCUUAUAAACCAUGGCUAAUGAAAAAGAAUCCUCACGUGGAUUACAGGGUCUAAUUGCAAGAUUUCUAUCAAAAAUUUGGAGGUUUUUAGAGAGAGCUUGGAAUUUAGGAGUCUCUGAGCCUAAGAAGUUUAUCCAUUGUCUCAAAGUAGGACUGGCUCUUUCAUUUGUGUCACUUUUCUAUUACAUGAGGCCUUUGUAUGAUGGUGUGGGAAGGAAUGCUAUGUGUGCAAUUAUGACCGUGGUAGUAGUUUUCGAAUACACAGUCGGUGCAACGCUAUACAAAUGCAUUAAUAGAGCAACUGCAACUUUUCUUGCUGGAUCUCUGGGCGUUGGUGUUCAUUGGGUGGCCGCUCAAUCUGGAGAAAAAUUUGAGCCCAUAAUUCUUGGAUCUUUCGUUUUUCUUCUUGCUUCAGCGGCUACCUUCUCACGAUUCAUUCCAACAAUAAAAGCGAGAUUUGAUUAUGGUGCCAUGAUAUUCAUCCUCACCUUCAGCUUGGUGUCACUUUCGGGAUAUCGUGUUGAUGAACUGUUAACGAUGGCACAGAACCGAGUAUCAACAAUAUUGUUAGGAACCUCCAUAUGCAUUCUGAUAAGCGUGUUGCUCUGUCCAGUCUGGGCUGGCAAUGAGCUUCGCCUUCUUGUCAAUAGUAACUCAGAAAAACUUGCAGAUUCCUUGGAAGGAUGUGUAGCUGAAUUCUUCAGCAAUGGCAUUGGGAACACUAGCAAUGAAGACUCUAGUAAAAAGCUGCAAGCAUACAAAUGUGUACUAAAUUCAAAGGGAACAGCGGAAUCCCUGGCUAAUUUUGCUAGAUGGGAGCCUGCGCACGGGAGCUUCAACUUCCGACAUCCAUGGAAACAGUACCUCAAGAUUGGGGCUGCAAUGCGCAACUGUGGUUUCUGCAUUGAAUCUCUCAGUAGCUCCAUCAACUCAGAAGUUCAGGUACCCAAGUCUCUAAAUAAGAACUUAGGCGAUAUUUGCAUGAGAUUGAGCUCUCAUUGUUCCCAAGUCUUGAAAGAAUUGGCAGCAACAAUGAAAACCAUGAGAAAAUAUUCUACAACAGAUGUAUUGGUGGGAGAAAUGAACUUCGCAGUUCAAGAGCUUCAAAAUGCCUUGAAAUCUCUUCCCAACCAGCAGUUACAAAUUGGUGCAACAGGAGAGCAAACCACAACAGAAUUCAUAGUACCUCUCAUAGAUAUUCUUCCAUUGGCCACAGCAAUAUUUUUACUGAUUGAAAUUGCAGCACGGAUCAAAGGAAUUGUUGAUGCAGUUGAUGAGCUAGCAGAUUUAGCUGAAUUUAAGCCUGAAAUUGAUGAGCAAUCAAAACAGAGCCAGUCCACUUCAGAUAAAACAGAUGAUGUUACCAUGAAGGCCCUUCAAAAGGUCUAAGUUCAUCAUGAUUUGUUGAUGCUGUGGUCCUUGUCCAUGAAUAACAGAAAACUUCUCUGUUUGUUUCU
This is a messenger RNA of Rhododendron vialii, 1695 nucleotides long. RefSeq names its product aluminum-activated malate transporter 10-like. Gene Ontology annotation, cellular component: plant-type vacuole membrane. The coding region runs from base 251 to 1627 and encodes 458 amino acids. The record is from RefSeq and is a predicted model, not a curated record. Lineage: Eukaryota; Viridiplantae; Streptophyta; Magnoliopsida; Ericales; Ericaceae. Gene Ontology annotation, biological process: malate transport. The transcript has 6 exons.